Molecule: messenger RNA, 835 nt
Organism: Eucalyptus grandis
Lineage: Eukaryota; Viridiplantae; Streptophyta; Magnoliopsida; Myrtales; Myrtaceae
Product: cytochrome P450 71D95
Exons: 2
Coding region: 197-835 (212 amino acids)
Molecular function (GO): iron ion binding; heme binding; oxidoreductase activity, acting on paired donors, with incorporation or reduction of molecular oxygen
Source: RefSeq, a predicted model, not a curated record
UUGGGAGAGACUGCACAAGAAGAUCGAUGGGAUCCUCGAUCACAUCAUUGCAGAACACAAGGAGAAAUUGAAGGGAAACGGUGGGAACAAUGAGGAAAAUAAUGCAAGAGAAGAUCUUGUGGACGUGCUCUUGAAUCUCCAGAAGAGUAGUGAAACGAACUACUUCAUCAAGCCACACGUCAUAAAAAAUAUUGUCAUGGAAAUAUUUUCUGCUGGGUCAGACACAUCCUCGACGACCAUAGAGUGGGCCUUCUCGGAGAUGCUGAGGAACCCCCGAGUGAUGGAGAAGGCGCAGGCCGAGGUCCGAGCCGUCCUCAAGGGAAAGACCCAGGUCCGGGAGCAGGACAUCCAGGGCCUCGAGUACCUGAAGCAUGUCGUCAAGGAGACCCUGAGGAUGCACUCGCCGGGCCCGCUCAUGGCCCGAGAGUCGCGAGAGGCGUGCACGAUCAACGGCUACGAGAUCCCCAAGAAGACCAAGAUUGUGAUCAACACGUACGCAGUGGGGAGAGACCCCGAGUUCUGGUCUGACCCCGAAUCGUUUGUGCCUGAGAGGUUCCUGAACUCAUCGGUUGAUUUCCGAGGGUCGAGCUUUGAGUACAUACCCUUCGGUGGCGGGAGGAGGAUCUGUCCCGGGAUCAACUUCGGGAUUGCAAACAUCGAGCUCCCCUUGGCUCAGCUCUUGUACCACUUCGAUUGGUCUCUGGCCGAUGGGGUUAAGGCGCAAGACCUGGACAUGUCUGAGACUUUCGGGAUCACUUCCAGGAGGAAGACUCCCUUGAUCAUGGUUGCUGAGCCCUGCGUCCCCUUCUCGUACGGUGGAGAUCAUGAUAAGUAG